AUGACAGAAGUGAAAGGAACUCCCAUCAUUAAAGGUUCACGAACAAUGCAAAUAACUGGUUUAUAUAAAGGACGGGCAAUUAUUAUAAAAGACUCUUACAGUGUUAUAAAUAAGAAGCUUAAACUAUUUCCUGCUAUGUUUAACUUACAAACAGGACCGAAAGAAGUAUUUCCAUAUAACUACUACAGCAGUGUUUUGUUAGCAAAUGACAACAGAACUGGUGUCAUUUCUGAAGCAUGUAAGUUUGUCAAGGAUGCAGAUACAUUUAUGAAGAACAUAGAUUCCAUCAAAGGUUGCAGAAUAGAUGAGAACCACUUCGACUUAGAAAAAUAUAGCACGUUUUACUGCAAACAAGAUGUAAGAAUUUUAAGAGAAGGUUUUGUAAAGUUCCGCAAUGACUUAUUGAAAGAGUUUGAUUUAAACGUUUAUGACUACGUUAGUAUUUGUUCUAUUGCUAACAAAUUGUUUGAGAACAGAGUAUACUUCCCGAAUGGAAAUCUUUAUGACCUCUCAAAUAAACCAAGAGAAUUUAUUUCGAGAUGCAUUCAAGGUGGAAGAUGUAUGUUGUCAGAUAACAUUAAACAAAAGAGCAAAAAGAAACUCAUUGCUGACUUCGACGCUGUUUCAUUAUAUCCAUCAGCUAUAGCAAGACUUUAUACUUUAGAAGGAAUUCCAAAAGUAUUGAAGGAUGAGAUGUUAAGCACAGAGUAUCUCAUGAGACAUUUAUUCGAUGACGACCAAAAGGAACCCAUUGGUGAAAAGUUUAUGUCUGGCUUCUUUGUUCUCAUUAAGAUAACAGAGAUUGGAAUACAUAGACACUUUCCUUUAAUAGUUUGUGACCCUGAACUAAAUCCAGAACUUAACGUUCCCAGAAGUUCAAACACUUGCUGUUUAAUGUAUGUUGACCAUAUAACAUUACAAGACCUCAUAAAAUAUCAAGGUGUCAAAUGUGAAGU
Molecule: messenger RNA, 956 nt
Organism: Trichomonas vaginalis G3
Lineage: Eukaryota; Parabasalia; Trichomonadida; Trichomonadidae
Product: organellar and viral DNA polymerase type B
Exons: 1
Biological process (GO): DNA replication
Molecular function (GO): DNA binding; DNA-directed DNA polymerase activity; nucleotide binding
Source: RefSeq, a predicted model, not a curated record